AUGGUGGGAAACCUGGGCCUCCUUGUCCUCAUAGUGGUCAGCCCCAGACUCCACAAUCCCAUGUAUUUCUUCCUCAGCAACCUGUCCUUUCUUGACUUCAGUUAUUCCUCUGUCACUGUCCCCAAAAUGUUAAUGGGACUCUUCUCUGGUUGCCAAACCAUCUCUUUCUCAGGUUGUUUGGUCCAAAUGGGUUGCUUUGUGACCUUUGCUGUCACUGAGUUCUUCCUUCUAGCCUCCAUGGCCUAUGACCGUUAUGUGGCUGUCUGCAGCCCCCUCCUCUACCACACUGUCAUGUCCCCAAAGCUCUGCUUAAAGCUCCUCGCCGCCAGCUAUGCAGUAGGCCUGACAAACACGGUGCUUCUCACUACCACAACCUUCUGUCUGACCUUCUGUAAGUCCCAUGUUAUAACUCACUACUUCUGUGAUAUUCCUCCCCUUUUAAAGCUCUCUUGCUCUGACACAAGGGUCCUCCAGUUUCUCCUCUUUGCUUGUGGUUCUUUUAAUGUGUCUGUGUCACUGACAGUUGUCCUGGUCUCCUACACUUGUAUCUUCUUGGCUAUCACUAAAAUACCCUCAGCAGAAGGCAAACACAAGACAUUCUCCACUUGUGCUUCCCAUCUGACUGCUGUCAGUCUGUAUUAUGGAACUACAGUCUUCAUCUACUUGCGUCCAUCCUCUGCUUACUCACUAGGUAGAGACAGGCUGGUCUCUGUAUUCUACACAGUAGUCAUUCCCAUGCUUAACCCCAUUAUCUACAGCCUGAGGAACAAAGAUGUGAAGGAAGCAUUCAGAAAUGUUCUCAAAAAGAUCUCAGGAUCCUUCUCUCUCCGCACACUCGAGUUUCCAUAA
Messenger RNA from Erinaceus europaeus (western European hedgehog), 849 nucleotides. Its product is annotated as olfactory receptor 5T17-like. The record is from RefSeq and is a predicted model, not a curated record. Bases 1 to 849 code for a protein of 282 amino acids. The transcript has a single exon. NCBI's taxonomy places the organism in Eukaryota, Metazoa, Chordata, Mammalia, Eulipotyphla, Erinaceidae. Gene Ontology annotation, biological process: sensory perception of smell; G protein-coupled receptor signaling pathway. Gene Ontology annotation, molecular function: odorant binding; G protein-coupled receptor activity; olfactory receptor activity. Gene Ontology annotation, cellular component: membrane.